Rubroshorea leprosula is the source of this 2874-nucleotide messenger RNA. The record is from the annotation of a GenBank genome assembly. NCBI's taxonomy places the organism in Eukaryota, Viridiplantae, Streptophyta, Magnoliopsida, Malvales, Dipterocarpaceae.
GAGAUGAGAGAGACAGGUAGGCAGAGAGAAAGAGGAGGCGAUUGUCGGACACGGGAAAGAAGGACAACACAGGGUACAGAGCAUGCAAGAUCUCGAGGGAGAAGCCAAACAUAGGGGGAUUGAACCAAUGGGACAGAGGAAUAGGGAUCGUAAACUAUGGGUGAAUGCUCCAAAGUAUGAAGAUGAUCAGAAGGAGGAUAAGGGGAAAAGAACCAGACAAGCUAUGGAGCCCAUAUUGCAGACUAGAAGUUAUGCUGAAGCACUGAGGGGUCCACAAGAGGAAAGACAUGUUGUGGGGGAGCUAAGACAGCCUAUGGAGAACCAACUUAAGAGACAAGAAGAGAGCAGAAGUAGAGCUAGGCGAGGAGAAUGUGCUAAGGAUAACAGAACAAUAUGGCAGCAAAAAGGAAAAAGGAAAAACUGGGUUGGUUUUGAAUAUAAUACCAAGACAGAAGACUGUGGAUGGCUUGAUGGUUGCUAUGUGGAGGCAACAGAAGCAGAGCAGGGAAAGGAAGAUCAUGUUGAGGUGGAGAAAGAAGAUGAUGACGUGGCAAGCAACAGUAGUGAGAAAUAUGGAAAAAUCUGGAUACAAAUUUUGAAAGAUGUGCAGAAGUCUGUCGAAAUAAUGCCUGAUAGCCUAAUUCAAAUUCAAAAUAAGAUUGAUGGAGUGAACGGUGUAGAAACAAGGUGGGAUGACAGGCAGAUAUGUAAAAAGGGCCUGGCAGCGAAUUUAGGGGAGGGGAAUGACAACUUUAUGGGGGGAGAUUUUAAUGCUGUAAGAAAUGCAGGGGAACGGGCAGGUUGCAGGGAGGCAUCGAAAGAAAUGAGAGAGUUUGAUUACUUUAUUCAAGAUGUUGGUUUGAUUGAUUUACCUCUUGUGUGGAGAAAAUUCACUUGGUAUAAUUCCAAUGGUGAAUACAUGAGUAGAAUUGAUAGGAUAGACUGGGGACCAAAGCCUUUCAAAUUCUUUGAUAGUUGGCUGGAAAAACCAGGGUGCAAGGAAAUGAUCAAAAAAGUGUGGAACUCCACAACGGUUAAAGGAUGGAAGGGCUGUGGGCUAAAGGAGAAACUGAAAAGAACGAAGCAAGCCUUAAAAGAAUGGAGUGGCAAAUCCAUGACAGAUGUUGAUGGCAGAAUAAAAGAAACCGAAAGGGAGAUAGCUACACUAGAUGACAAAGGAGAGAAUAUAUCCGAAUCAAAUAAUGAGCUCUUCACGAAAGCUUUUACUGAAGAGGAAAUUAGAAAUGCAGUUUGGGAUUGUGAUUCUACAAAAUCACCUAGGUCGAAUGGGUUUAAUUUCAGACUUAUAAAGACCAUGUGGGAGGAAAUAAAGCAAGAUGUUGUGGGGUUCAUUCAAGAAUUCCAUGAGCAGGGUAGACUGGUAAGAGGAUCAAAUGCCUCAUUUAUUGCUCUAAUCCCAAAAGUUGAAAACCCCCAAAGAAUAGAAGAAUACAGACCCAUUUCGCUUAUUGGGAUUAUGUAUAAGAUUAUUGCUAAGUUACUAGCAAACCGGCUCAGGAAAGUGAUUGACAAAAUUAUCGGGGAGCAACAAAUGGCUUUCAUCAGAGGUAGACAGCUGGUGGAUGGUGCAGUAAUUGCAAAUGAAGUGAUUGAAGAGGCAAAGAGAAAGAAGAAGAAAUGCUUCUCAUUCAAAGUGGACUUUGAAAAAGCAUAUAACAAGGGGUUGAACAGUUUAGUAUCUUCUGUGGUUGAGAAGGAACUGUACAGGGGAAUGACGGUGGGUAAUGACAAGGUGAUGGUGUCCCACUUAAUGUUCACGGAUGAUACGAUCUUUUUUGAUGAGGCAUCUGAAGACAACAUUUGGGUUGUUAAAUGCAUCAUGAGAACUUUCGAACUGGUCUCGGGGCUGAAAAUUAAUUAUGGUGAGAGUCAAUUAAUGGGUAUCGGAGUGGAGGAUGGCUUACAGGCUAUGUUGAUGCUAGAUAAUUGGAAAGGUCGACAUCUAUCUCUUCGAGAUCGGAUCAUGCUCAUCAACUCUGUGUUGUCUAGCUUACUCGUGUUUCUGAUGUCAGUCUACCUCAUCCCUAAAGGUAAAGAGAAAGAUUGCUACCAAAUGGGCACUGCUUAUAAUGGAACUUGGGAAUGGAAUCUUGCUUGGAGACAAAAACUGUUUCAGUGGGAAGAAGAGGCUGUCAAGGAAAUCUACAGGAUGAUAGAGAAUGUGAAGAUCUCUCCAAGUCGACCAGACAAAUGGGAAUGGGUACACAAUAAGAACGGACAGUACUCAACUGCAACAACUUACUUAGUAUUGACAAAAGAAGGGAGGGGACCGGAUGAAGCAAAAUUCUUCAAGAGAGUGGAAUUCUACUCUCUCGAGCAAAAUUGCCGCCUUCAGUUGGAAAGUGAGGAGGAGGACAGUAACCAUCUCUUUUUGAAGUGCAAUGUUGUUAGAUGGGUAUGGUUGGCAUGUGCUAGAUGGUGGGGGAUUACCAUAACACUUGACAAAGAUUGCUUGAAAACUUUUGAGAAUUUUGGAGCAUGGUCUAAAGAUUCACGCACCACAGAAGGCUGGGACUGCAUUUGGAACACGGUGAUAUGGUCUAUGUGGCUCACGCGAAACCAAAUAAUUUACCGUGACUCAAAGGUGAAUAGGGGUAAGCUAUUUGAACUUAUUCGACUGAGAUCCUUUGCUUGGAUUAAAGUAAGGAAAGUUAGGUGUUACUUCAAUCUUUCAAAUUGGUUACUUGAUCCUAUCUCGUGCCUUACUGUGAAUUGUGGUGGGAAUAAAUAGUUUGAGCAAAAAUAGGUCUGAAAGAGGGGAUUAACAUUAAGUGGCUUGCAGUGUCUUUGUGCUUGUUAAAAGGGUUGAGUACCCCUUGUACUUAGUUUUCUUAAUAAAAGUAAUCUUUGCGG